Melampsora larici-populina 98AG31 is the source of this 3434-nucleotide messenger RNA. RefSeq lists its product as uncharacterized. The record is from RefSeq and is a predicted model, not a curated record. The coding region runs from base 110 to 3136 and encodes 1008 amino acids. Gene Ontology annotation, cellular component: t-UTP complex; small-subunit processome; 90S preribosome. Gene Ontology annotation, molecular function: protein binding; RNA binding. The transcript has 5 exons. NCBI's taxonomy places the organism in Eukaryota, Fungi, Basidiomycota, Pucciniomycetes, Pucciniales, Melampsoraceae. Gene Ontology annotation, biological process: maturation of SSU-rRNA from tricistronic rRNA transcript (SSU-rRNA, 5.8S rRNA, LSU-rRNA).
AGAAAACCAACUCAACUCAACUUGCCUUUCCUUCCAUCCUCAUCAACCCUUCGCAACAUCACAUUCUCAAAACAUCAUCAAUACCCUCACUUCUCGCUUCUCACUUCUCAUGGCUCGCUCAGAUAAAAUCAAAAAGCAUCGAACAAUGGAGACGGAUCCACCUCACUUGGCUUGUAUGGGAGUCAAAUCUAUUCCUGCUCUUUCACCACAAAACUCGAACCUCGACCUCAUACCACCUACUCUCAGUCCUAUCUCAGAGGGUUCUCACUUUGAUAUCUUGGCUCAUCGUUCCUCUGCUCAACGGCUGGACAAACACUCGCGAGCUCAAGACACGAAGGCUAUGGUACAUCGUUGUAGAUUCGUUGAUUACACACCAGGAAGUAUUACUGCAUUGGCUUGUACUCCCUAUACAUGGGAUCCUUCGCCACAUUUUGGAUUCCCCGAAGUGGGUGAGAAAAGUAGAGGGGUUCUAGCCGUCGGAAGGGGCAAUGGAAACAUUGAGAUUUGGGUUUGGUUACCGGAUAGCAUUGGACCAAAGCUUGGAAAAAAGAAGUCGGGUUCUUCUCAGGGUUGGGUACUCUAUCGGACUCUUCCUGGUCAUGUACCAUCGGAAUCAACAAGUAGUAAUACAAAGGCUGAGUCCUCUUCUGCUUUGGCUUCGAAAAUCGAAAAUUUGGUCUUUGCACAUCAAACUACUGAGGUCGACCCUGAUAACGAAGAUGACGAGCCUAAUGAGAAGAUCAAUGAGUUGACUUCAGCUUUGCCUCGACUUUUCGGAAGUAAUGGUGGCGAGGAAGUCUUGGAAUGGGAAUGGGAUGGUAGUCAAGCUGGUAUUAUCAAACGCACGCUACCCAUGCCACCUUCGAUUGCAGUCUGGUCCCUGGCUGUUUGUCCACAAUCUAAGACUCUUGCAAUCGGAUGCGAUGACGGUGUGAUCAGACUGGCUACUAUAGCGGAUGAUCAACUUGAGUUUAUUGGCAAACUUGAUCCAUGCAAAUCUCGCCUUCUCAGUGUGGCUUGGGGUGUACUGGAUCCGCCGGCCAAGUCUAAAAAGACUAUUGGGCGCAAUCAAGUUGAGAUGCGCAACUCAAAUAUGUUUUUGGUAGCAGGAUGUGGGGAUUCUGCUCUUCGUAAAUGGAACGUUAGCACAGGUCGAUGCGUCGGCAGGAUGACCGUUGAUAAACUUCACGGAGAACCGACUCUGGUAUGGACUGUGGCGGUAGUUGGGAAAUUCAUCGUAUCUGGUGACUCAAUGGGAAACAUAAACUUUUGGGACUCCAAGUCAUGCGCCCGAAUACAAAACAUCAGAGCCCAUCGGGCUGACAUACUCUGUUUGGUUGUUUCACCCGAUGGAAACGAUGUAUUCACCUCUGGUAUCGAUCAGAAAACGUGUCAGCUCACUCUGACCAACAAAGGCCAGGAGGGUCAACCCGAUUUUUCCAAAUGGAUCAUGUCUGCCUCGCGACGUCUGCAUUCACACGAUGUUAGAGCACUUGCAAUCUCGCCUCCCUACAAGAUUCCUACCCUCGUUCUCGACCCUUCUUCGUCAGAAAGAGUUCCACCAGCACCAGUCGAAGUGCCCGUCCUUAUCUCUGGAGGUCUCGAUAUGACCCUCGUUCUGUGCCCUGCUGCCUCGCCUACUACAAGCUUUUUCAACCCCUUAACCGGAAGCUCGCAAGCUCCCCCAAAUCCAAUCUCAGAUUCGGUGUCGCUCUUGUUUGGGGAUUCAAUACAACGCAAAGUAUCGUAUGUUACUCGGCGAGCGCCAGCCAUUCAGCUCAGCACCGGGGGUCGUUUAUUAGUUUGUCGUAAGGAUCGUAGUAUCAGUAUUUGGCAGUUACGAUCUUCAGCUUCUUCCUCUCUCACUUCUCCUCUGAAUAGUGUUUCUGAGCCUGAAGAGAAUGAUGACCCUUGGCGGCAAGUGAUAGAUAUGGAUUUAAAGUUUCAGACCAAUCUUGUGUCAUCAGCCGUAUCGCCUGACGGACGAUGGCUCGCCGUGUCUGAUCUUUAUCAAACUAAACUUUUCAUCUUACAACGGACUACUGAUGGAAAUCUACAACCUCGGCGGGUGAAGAACUUUGCACCUUUCCAUACCAUCAAACACCCAAGUCAAGGCGCAUCUACAAUGCAUUUUUCGCCCGAUUCUACUCGCUUAGUACUGGCCACCUCCUUCACUAGCCAGGUGGUCGUGGUAGGCCUUGAUGAAGAUUCUAAAGCGCAAACUCGGGUUUUAAGAGUCUUCAAUCAGCAUCGUACUCAUCUACGCACUCAUCAGAGUGAUCAUCGGAUUGUGAUCACCCCACCAAAUUUAUCACUUGCUUCACCCACACAAGAUACUUUCGAUGAAGAUGGUACCCAGACUGAUGACCUGACUUCAAGCAGGAACACAAUCACCGCGAUCGCAAUUAGUUCUGAUUGUCAAUGGUUGGCUAGUGUCGAUUCAGCACAAGUUCUACACGUCUUCAAUUUAGAUCUCCUGAAGCAUCACUGUAUACUCCCCACGCCUCCCCUCAUCGUGAACUGUCUAUCAUUCUCACCCACAACACCCUCUACGCUUGUUAUUGGCUUUGCCAACAAUACCCUGCAAGUGAUGAACGUUGAAGACCGCAAGAUCCCAGAAUGGGCACAACAAGUGUGCGCCAAUCCACCGUAUAAUUUAACACAGUUACGUGAUCCGAUCAUGGGGAUCAGCUUCGAAUCUCACGUGGAUAAAGAUGAGCGAUCAAUAAAUGGAUGUAACUCAUCCAUCAGCUCUGAUACGAAGUCACAUCUCCCACACGUCUUUCUCCUCUGGGGAGCUACCUGGACAGCUAAAGUCACAUUACCAGAUCAUCAAAAUGGAACCAGUUCCUCGCGUCAAAAACGUCCACGUCGGCUUGUGGAUCUAUUAGCCACAGGUGAAGAUGAAAAUCAAACUAAUACUAAUGGAGCAAUCACACCAAGUGACGUGGCUUCAGUAAAAUCUAAUACUGAACCCGUUGUGAAACAUUUCGUUCAAGUUAGUCAUAAGUAUCAACCGAUCCUUUUGUUAGAUUUUAUUGGUCAAGAUGAGAUGGUGAUUGUUGAAAGACCAUUCUUUGGAUUGUUGGCAAAUCUCCCUCCGGCUUGGUCAAGAACUGGAGCAUAUGGUACUUAGAAAAAACAAUUUUAAUCAAACCAUCAGAGUUGGACUAUGCAUCAAUCAAUGAAACAAUGUGACUGUUCUAUAAGGUUGAAGAAAUAAAAAUCAAGACCCUGAACUAUCAUCCAGAAAAAAAACCUUUAAGGGUGUUUACAUGUUUUGUUUAUCUUUUAUGAAUCUAUUUUUUCUAUUUAGUAGUGAACACCGUCCUUUUUCUUUACUGUUUUGAAUGUUAGACAACAUUAUAAAGGGAUAGAAUGAGAUUUUUCUUCUGAAAGUAAUGUAAUUUGGAGAUGAUUUUUUGAAAGUUUUU